This is a messenger RNA of Equus caballus (horse), 3312 nucleotides long. Lineage: Eukaryota; Metazoa; Chordata; Mammalia; Perissodactyla; Equidae. The record is from RefSeq and is a predicted model, not a curated record.
UGUGUGUGUGCGUGUAGGAGGAAUCACAGCUAAAGGCAGAGAGGCCUCCACAAUUCCCAGGGAACCAAAAUGUAGACAGAAAGGAAAGGGGAAGGAGGAGAAGCGGGAGGCUGGAAUGAGAUGAGAGAGAGGGAGGGUCCUGAGCAGAGAGACCGCCUCCAGCGCAUGUGACCCAGCUAAAGACUCCUGCCCCUGGAGGAGGCUCAGCGCAGAGGAAGGAAGGACAGCAGAGCUGAAGCACCUGGACAGCAGGGCUUGUGAGCAUUUUGGGAUCCCAAGCUCUUCUCACAGAGGGAGGGACAGAACAGGCAGCAGACACCAUGGAGCCCCCCUCAGCCCCUCCUCACAGAGGGCACAUCCCCUGGCAGGGGCUUCUGCUGGCAGCCUCACUCAUAAGCUUCUGGAACCCGCCCACCACUGCCCAACUCACUAUUGAAUCGGUGCCGACCGAUGCUGCUGAAGGGAAGGAAGUUCUUCUAGUUGUACACAAUCUGCCUGGGAAUCUCCUAGGCUAUGGCUGGUUCAAAGGGGAAAUAGAUUCCAAUCAACAAAUUGCAUCAUAUGUGAUAGACACACAAGAAAUGACACCAGGGCCUGUAAACAAUGGUCAAGAGAUAAUAUUCCCCAAUGGAUCACUGCUGUUCCAGAAUGUCACCCAGGAGGACACAGGAUACUACACCCUACCAGUCAUAAAGAUAAAUUUUCAAAGUGAACUAGGAACUGGACAGCUCCACGUAUACUCGGAGUUAACCAAACCCAACAUCACAUGCAACAGCUCCAACCCCGUGGAGCACAGGGACCCUAUAGUGUUAACAUGUGAACCUGAGACUCAGAACACCACCUACCUGUGGUCGAUCAACAAUCAGAGCCUCCCGGACAGCGCCUGGCUGAAGCUGUCCCCAGACAACAGGACUCUCACUUUACUCCAUGUCACAAGGAAUGACACAGGACCCUAUGAGUGUGAAACCUGGAACCCAGUGAGUGCUCGUCGCAGUGACCCAUUCUACCUCAGUGUUCUCUAUGGCCCGGAUGCCCCCACCAUUUCCCCCUCAGACUCCUAUUACCAGCAAGGGGCAAACCUCAGCCUCUCCUGCCACGCGGCCUCUAACCCACCUGCACGGUAUUCUUGGCUUAUCAACGGGAGGCCCCAGCAAUCCACCCAGGAGCUCUUUAUCCCCAACAUCAGUGCGAAUGACAGUGGAUCCUACACCUGCCUCGUCCAUAACUCUGUCACUGGCCUCAAUAGGACCACAGUCAAGACCAUCACAGUCUCUGAUGUUCCAACACAAGGAAAUGCUGCUGGCCUCUCAGCUGGGGCUAUUGACGACAUCAUGGUUGGAUUCCUGGCUGGGAUAGCUCUGAAGGCUCCGGUGUACUUUCUGCACAUUUAAAACAUUAGAGAAUCGAUGAAGUGGCAUUUUCUUCCCUGAACUUCAAUGCCCAGGAAUCAAAGAAACCAACUUUAGCCUCCCCACCCUCAUCAGCUACAGAAACAGUUUAUUCAGAAGUAAAAAAGAAGUACUGCAACCUGCCCUGUUUGCUGCCCUGAUGACAUUCCAAUCUUCUCAUCCCCAUCACUGGAAGGAUAGCUUUACCCUCAAGGAAAAGAAGCUUCUUCCUCCACCCCACAACUUCCAAAUGAGGCACCUCCAAGCUGCCCAGUCACAGCCCCUCCCUUCAGUGUCAAUACAUGAAAAGGUAAGGCUAGGAGUCUGUAGGAAACCCAGUCUUUCCAAUCCUUGAACUUAGGCAAAGCAUACCAUGAGAGAAAGUUGCCAGAACAUCCCUCCCCUCCCCCUCUCCUGACCUAAACUAGUUUUAAAUUUAACUAUUCAGAGCACAAUAACCUCCCCGUCCCAGUCCUGUCUAACUUGAAUUUGCCAUAACCCUGAGACAUAUGUCUUUAUCUACUGAAAUGCAUGUGCCAGAAAGGAAUAGAGAAAAAGUAAAAGUAAAAACUUCUCCUGUGUCUACAAAGCCCAGGGUGAGCCCAUGAGACACAGGAAAAGAAAUAUAUAACCAAUUCUGAACUAAGAAAAAAUUCUACACAUUUGUCCACUGCAGCAUUGUCUACCCAUAGGACCAGGGCCUAAGAACCUUGCUGCUUAGCUGGAAUACCACAUAAGCCCAUGGCUUGCCUGUCUUCAGAGAACUCACUAGAAGCAACUAGAAAAAUUAUUUUUCCAGUUUCACAGGUGAGUCCUAAUGGAAAAUGAAAAAAAAAAUGCAUGUAACUUUCAAUCACUUUAAGGGCUUUAUUCAAGUAAAUGCCCACAGAAGGGGAGGUUACGGCUUUAGGGAGGAGUCAGCUGGUAACAGAGACAACUUGCUGGGAAUCUGGGAAAGGAAUCAGAGAGCUACCCUUCAGAUAUUAUUUAAAUAAGUGUUAAAAAUGCACAAUUUACAGAAUUGGGUUUUUUCUCUAUAGUCUGAGACAUUCUGCCAUUUAAUUUUUGUAACUGCUUAUUUAUGUGAGAGGGGUUAUUUUUACUUAGCUUAGCUGUGUAAGUCAAUCUGACUGCCUUAGAUGAAAGAAGCCACCAAAACUCCUCAAGUCCCCUUGGCCAGGAGCUCCUCAAGGCUUUUAUGUCAGGGGCUCCAAACAGAAAAGAAGAAGAAGCCAUUUUCCUCAUUCAUGGCUAGAAAUGGAUCUAACUCAGUUUCCAGGCAUCUCAGGCCAAUCACCAGCCUCCAUUCUACCCCAUGUAUCUGCCUGUGUAUGUUCUGUCAGCCCUACUCACUUUCUCAGGAAACUUUGGCCCCUGCUAAGGUGCAUUUGGUCCUGUGAAGUGGGAGUGCUUGAAGGGAACACUGUCACUCAUGCCAUUGGCAUCAUUUACAACCUAGAAAGCUGCACUGGUGUUGAUGCCCCUUAGGACACAAGGGGAAUAUUAUCACUGGGCCCUAGGCUUCUUGAAGACCCUGUGAAAUUCGUUUUCCCCCAUGGGGUCUAUGAGUCCCAGUGUGUCUUAGGAUAAAAGGAAGGGCAGGACAAGGAGAGGCAAAUGCACUUCCCACCCAGCCUUCUUCUGCACAGAUGGAAUCUCUUUGGGGCUGUUGAGAGAAAGGUUUUACUCAAUAUUUAUUACUUGAUCUCAUGCUGUGUCUAAGAGACCCCCUCAAAGAGGGUUAUUUGGGAGUUCUCUGUGCUCAGUACCUCAUUCAGGGUUUUCUAACCCUGACACACACUGUAUGGACUUCCUCUCAUCCACACUAUUCUGUGUUGUUUAAUUUUGCCUGGCUAAGGCUAUUUUGGAAUUAUUUGUAAAAUCUGCUCUAUAUUUAUAAUAAAAAUUAUAUAUCAGACGUCAA